GAUGUCUAUAAUGUUCAUACUAUGUCAAAUAUUUUAAAAAAAACAACAGAAAAAAUAGUUUUAAGAAAAUCUCUUUUGUGUGUGUAGAUUGAACCUGCUUACAUUGAGGCUUUCCUCUCUUCUUUUGUCUCCUUGAAAGUGGUGAGCUUCAGGAAGGGAUCAGUCAUAAACACCAUGGAACUUCAGUUUGUAAACUUUUCUGUCCCAAAUGACACUGAGAUUAGGAAUGUUUUGAUCGGGCAAGCCUCAAAUGUGAACGGCUUUGACAUCGAAAGGGCCUCCAUCAACAUCAGUGACACUGCUCCAACAACAGCCACUCUACCAGAAACAACUGCAACUACAACAACAGUUGCAGCAACUCCAACCACUAUCCCAACUACAAAAGCACCAACUGGACCUGUCCAAAUUGUUCUCUUUCUACAGUUCCUUGAACCAUAUGUACCUGAUCUCGCAGACCCCACCAGCAGUGCAUAUCAAGAUCGCAAAAAACGAGUUGAAGAGACGUGUGAUAGAAUAUACGGAGCAAAAUUUUUUUACUUCAUCCAUGCCAUUGUGAUUGGGUUCAGAUCUGUUAUAGUCCAAAAACGAGUGGAUAGAACUGAGGCAUUGGUGGAGCUUGUGUUCAAUCAAACAAUUCCCAAUGCACAAGUCCCAGCUAAUAUUACUAUUGUUGAAGCUUUAAGAGAUGCUAUUAACAGUUCCAGCAUUAAUUUCACCAUCCAAAUAGUUCCUGAGACAGUAUCAGUAACUUCUGUUCCUGUCAUUGUCACGGACAAUUCCACCACACCUCUACCAACCACUGUCACUUCCACUACUGCUGCACCGACUACUAGUUCCACUACUGCUGCACUGACUACUAGUUCCACUACUGCUUCAGCUACAACUGUUGUACCUACAACUACAGUUUCAAGUGGAGUAUCCCACAAGAUUAAUCCCAGAAUUGCUUUCCUCCUGGUGCUGUUGUUUUGCCUUCUAUUAAGCCAGCAAUAGCAUCUGUGCUGGUUUCCAUGUGAAAGGCCAGCAGAACACGAUCUCUUUUAAUAACAUGAAAAAAAUGUAAUGUCAGCAGAAAUCUGAUAUGUUAUUAUUUAUAAGGGUUGUUGGGUUUGUUCAGGUGCACUUUAGUUGGACACAUCAGAAAGAGUAGCUCUAGUAUGUUUAUCUACAUUAAAAUAUUUUCGGGUGGGAAUGACCCUGCCCUGAACAGCAUUUUUUCAUUCUUUACAUCAAUUCAUUGUUUCUAAAUGCUUGUAAAAUUAUAUAUUUUGAGUUCUAUUUCAUAUAUAUCAUACACAGUAUAUAUCACAAAUUACAUGUAAUAGUGUUAAGAAUAGAUCUUCAGGUGUCCCAAAACAUGCACUGUCACUUUUCUUAUUUAUACAAAUGUAUUUAAAAAAGUAUCUUUACAUGUAUUCUGUGAAAUUUCUUUUAAUUUGCACAUUUUCUGUAAGAAAAGUCAAAAUGACCAGAAUACAUCUUCAUGAGAAAUUAACACUGUUAAUUAUCACUAUUUAGGUUUGGGUAAAUAAAAAGCGAAUCAGGAAACUUUCAAGAUGUGCAACAACUGCAUGUAAAAAUCUUUAAUAAAAACAGAAUAUUUACGGA
Messenger RNA from Neolamprologus brichardi, 1605 nucleotides. NCBI's taxonomy places the organism in Eukaryota, Metazoa, Chordata, Actinopteri, Cichliformes, Cichlidae. The record is from RefSeq and is a predicted model, not a curated record.